Molecule: messenger RNA, 457 nt
Organism: Megalopta genalis
Lineage: Eukaryota; Metazoa; Arthropoda; Insecta; Hymenoptera; Halictidae
Source: RefSeq, a predicted model, not a curated record
CAGUGGCAUUGCCGCGACAAUUGAAAGGCAUCAUUAAUGCUGCAGCUUGCGGGCAAAGGAGAUCGGUGUACGGGAAUUCGAGGGUGCAGACGAGGAUCGUUGGUGGCGUCGAAUCAGCGCCGGGCGACUGGCCGUUUUUAGCUGCGCUUCUUGGUGGGCCUGAACAGGUGUUUUAUUGUGCCGGGGUCUUGAUAGCUGACCAGUGGAUUCUGACCGCGAGUCACUGUGUUGGAAAUCACAGCCGCUCCGAUGUAUCUGGUUGGACGAUACAGCUGGGGAUCACUAGGAGACACUCGCACACCUAUUACAGUCAAAAGCUGAAGGUGAAGAACGUGGUGUCCCAUCCUAAUUACAACCUAGGCAUCGCUCACGACAACGAUGUGGCUCUGUUCCAGGUAGAAAGCUUCGUCCUACAUUUUUGUUUUCGUCGAUUGAUAUAAUCGAGUGGAUUCGAAUG